UGUAGUGUAUAUAUAAGUGCUGGUAGAAGUGCACUACGUUGUGCCUACGCAUCUCUCUCUCACUGCACACUCACCUCCCAAGAAUCCUUCUUUCACAUCCUCCUCCAGUUUCCGCUGACAAGAUAUUAAUCAUGCAGCAACCGGGCGGUCACCACCGGAGGAUGGUCGCGUCGACCAAGGUCAUCAAGGUCGGGCCAUGGGGAGGCCGCGGCGGGAGCCCGUGGGACGACGGCCCGCACCGGGGCGUCCGGAGCAUCACCGUCACGUACGGCCGCUCCCUGGAGUCGGUAAGGGUGGAGUACGCCGACGGCAACGGCCGCCCAGUCCACGGCGAGAAGCACGGCGGCGGGACGGACCGCAGCCACUCCGUGAAGAUCGACGUGGACUUCCCGUACGAGUUCUUGACGGGCGUCAGCGGGUGCUACGGCGCGGCGCACAGGGGGGCGCCGCUGGUGGUGCGGUCGGUGACGUUCACGACGAGCCGGGGCACGGUGCACGGGCCGUUCGGGGACGCGGACGCGGACGGGGUGCCCUUCUCGUACCCGAUGGAAGGGGGCGUGGUGGUCGGGUUCACGGGCCGGAGCGGCUGGCACCUCGAUGCGCUGGGCCUCUACGUCGCGGCGCUGCGGCCCGAGACGCUCCGCGACGUGGUCCAGGAGCGCGGCCUCAUGGCGUACCGCUCCUUCGUCUACGGGGAUGCCGGGCCGGCGCGCCAUCAUCAGAGCGGCAGGAGGCCGUUCGAGUGGUGCUACAAAUAAUUACUACAUGUGUUCGUUCCUUAGUUUAGCCGAAGAGGGAGCAUGUCGCUUUCGUUACAGUGUUUGAUGACACGCUAUUAAAAAGGACAGUUGUCCUGUUUGCUUGGCUAGUACUAUUCACAGAUUUGUUAUAAAAUAAAAA
Sorghum bicolor (sorghum) is the source of this 900-nucleotide messenger RNA. Its product is annotated as jacalin-related lectin 19. Lineage: Eukaryota; Viridiplantae; Streptophyta; Magnoliopsida; Poales; Poaceae. Gene Ontology annotation, molecular function: carbohydrate binding. The transcript has 3 exons. The record is from RefSeq and is a predicted model, not a curated record. The coding region runs from base 132 to 758 and encodes 208 amino acids.